Molecule: messenger RNA, 2000 nt
Organism: Suillus bovinus
Lineage: Eukaryota; Fungi; Basidiomycota; Agaricomycetes; Boletales; Suillaceae
Product: WD40 repeat-like protein
Exons: 13
Coding region: 1-1581 (526 amino acids)
Biological process (GO): negative regulation of fatty acid biosynthetic process
Cellular component (GO): Cul4-RING E3 ubiquitin ligase complex; cytoplasm
Molecular function (GO): protein binding
Source: RefSeq, a predicted model, not a curated record
AUGCCCUAUCUGCGUGACGGUGCAGGUGCUGCGCGUGUCCUUCGUGCGAAACUGACAGCCCACGAAUCAUGCGUCAACUACCUCGCCUUCUCGAGGCACGACGGCAGAUGGCUCGCAAGCGCUGGAGACGAUUUCCGCGUGUUGCUUUGGGAUUUUAGUCAGGAGGACGUGGAGCAUCCGGGGCAUGCGUUUGCUGGGCCUAGCGGAAAUGUAUUGGCGCUUGAUUUUUCAGCUACGAAUCAGUAUUUGUACAGUGGGGGAGCGGAUAGUGUUAUUUUGAAAUAUGAUGUUUCGACAUUGCGAGGGGUUGGUAGUAGUACUAUUGGUGGGAGGGAUUCAUCGUCUUUCGUUGAACGGCACGGAGAUCACGACGUAAGCAUCCCACUCGCUUUUUCAUCGUCUUUCGUUGAACGGUACGGAGAUCACGACGAUAGCGUCCGAGCACUUACAUGUCAUCCGUAUAAAGACGAGAUAUUCUUCAGCGUCAGCGAAGAUGGAAGACUUGUAUUGCACGACGGUCGUGCUGGAGGCAGAAUGACCGCGGCGCAGGGGACGUUUCAACAUACGGCUGCAUUCACAGGCGUGCAACAUCAUCCUGUUAUGGAACAUGUUUUUGCGACCUGCGACGUGUAUGGGCAGGUUUGUCUACGGGAUACGAGGAUGACUUUUGGGCCGUUGUCAAGGCGGUCGAACGGUGGGAUCGUGAGACUGUAUAACACGAAGCUGUCGAGAAAGUCGGCGGGUUAUCUUAGUAAUCCGGAGAGCAGCAGUUUGACUUUUGAUCGCGAUGGAAGUAAAUUAGCCGUGACGUUCCUUCACUAUUUCCCGACAAUAUAUGCCCUGUCAGAUCCACAUCCCGUAGCUAUAUGCACAGGCCGCAACGCCCCCGAUGGAACCCCCAUCUCUCCAUCCCAACGAACAUACACCAAUUCAUGUACGAUGAAAUCGGGCGCUUUCGGUGGUCCUGGCAUGGAUGAAGACGAUAUGUAUGGUGCAGGGUCUGAUGAUUUCAGGGCUUAUGUAUGGAGGAUUCCUCCUUUGACGACUUUGCAAGGGCUUAGGAAGGAGAUCACCUCUCAUGACUGGUAUGCUUGUGAAUGGCCGGAUACUAUAGCAUUUGCGGAAGGCAAGUGGGAGAGUAGAUACGUGCCUUUUGAAAUAUCGACGCCAUUAGCAAGACUGAAUGGGCAUAAUUCGAUCGUGAAUUCUGUCGCGAUCCAUCCGUCCUUGCUACACGUCGUGACUUCGGGCGUCGAACGCCAAAUCAUACUUCAUAGCCCUACGCCUUCAUCACCUGCUGUUCAAAAUCUUCAUCCUACUUCAUCGACCGUAAGGACGCUUCAACCCCAAGAUCUAGCGGCCCAAAGAACGUUUCUACGAGCACUUUUUGGGCCACAUCCGACACUGCAUGACGAUGAUGAUGAAGGGGAGAAUGAGACGAUCUCACUUUUUGAUCAUAUUCUGAGAGCAGAGGGAGAAGCAGAUGUGUUUACAGUGAGACGUUGGGGAGAAGAUUCAGAAGAUGAAGAUGAGACGAUGAUCGAUGUCUUUGAUACCUCUCUUUCUGAUAGCUCGCUAUAAUUCGGUUCAGGCGAUGGCAGUGCAGUGUGGAUAAGCGCCUUGUUCCAUCACAGCAUAUUUCCAUUUCGCAAUGAAGAAUAAGCUGUUCCGGCGCUAAGUGCAGACACGUGCGGCAUGCUGUGUUCCCUUUAUCUGGUGCAGCAUCCUCUAACCCUACCGCCAUCGUGAAUAUCGGUUUCUGCGUAUGAUGCCUGUGUACGACGUUAGGGAUUCCAAUACUGCGCUUUUAGGCUCCGAUGUGAGUUUCGGGACCGCUUUGUUGACGCGAUGACGCUUGAUUGCAACAGCUCGAAAGACGCGUCCGCCAAUACGCUGGCGCCAAAGAAGCAGCUUGGGCGAAAGCUGGUGUCAAACCUGGUUUUCAAAUCUGGAGGAUAGAGAACUUCGCGGUCGUCGAUUGUAGCGACUGGGUGGCGCAU